AAAGCAGAGUCACAGUCAUUUCCUGCAGAGGGCCCCCGAGUAUGGUUUUCUGCUCUCCACGGCUGAGGAACGGAAGCAAACAGAAGGACAGUGGAGCAGUUUUCCCUCUUCCUCUCAGUCUGUGCGGAGGAUGGAGCUGGAAGUCUGAGCAGGGCAGCUGGAGCCUGCAGAGUUCCAGCCAAGCUCCGAGUUUGACCUCCUUUCCCUGAACUCAAACUCUGACCAUGAAGCUCUGGCUUGUGCUUUGCCUGGCGCUGAUCUGGGUGGAGCUCCACAACGGCGCCUGCCAACAACUAAAGCGCAGAAAAGACGCAGGAGAGAGCCGGGUGAGACCGGGGGGCCGACGGGUCAAGCGACCCCUCAAACCCAAGGAGGGGGGAGCGAAGGGCCAGUCGCUGCUGACGCAGGUGUUGGACAAGGGCCGCUUCCUGCGCCUGGGCCCGAGCACGGCGCUGCCGCCCGGGAGGAGCGUGGAGCUGCGCUGCAAAGGCAGCAGCAUCGGGUGGUCCUACCCCGCCUACCUGGACGCCUACAGCGACUCCCGCCUCAGCGUCAAGCACAGCGACAAGUACAGCCAGCUGCUGCUGACGGCGCCCUCCGCCGCCGACACGGGGCCCUACAGCUGCUGGGUGAUCGUGUGCGACGGCACCGAGUGCGAGAAGGACCACGACCGCUCCUAUGUCUCCUACAUCUACUUCACAGACAAGGACAACCUCUUCGUCCCCUCCGCCAUCCACUUUGAGAUCGUAUACCUGCGCCCGGACCGACCCGCCGUGGUUCCGUGCCGCGUGACCGACCCGCAGGCCAAGGUGUCUCUGCACAGAGAGGUCCCUCCAGAGGAGCUCAACGCCAACGAGACCCUAGUGACCUAUGACCCCACAAAGGGCUUCGUCCUGCAGAACCCCAGCCCAGAGCAUCAGGGGGUCUUCUAUUGCAAGGCUGUGGCCAGGGGCACCCCUCAGAUCUCCAACAAGUUCCAUCUGCUCUACGUGGAGGUUCCCGUUAGCCCGCCCUUUGUGAGUCUGGAAGCGUUUCCAGGCUCCGUGAGAGGCGGCGACGACAUCAACGUGACCUGCACGGUGCUGGGGGAGCCGGAGGUGGACGUCAGCUUCCUCUGGUUCUACCCUGGACAGGACCACCAUCGUCCCGUUCGCGUCCACACGUCCUGGAGGCUGGUGAACCGAGGCAAGGGCCACGUCACACGCCAAUCCCAGAGCGUCCUGACAGUGGAGGACAUGGAGACCAUUGACUUUGGAGAAUACAUGUGUAAAACCAAAAACCCGCAGGGUGAGACGAUCGUGGCGACCAACAUCUCCAACAUCUCCCCAUAGUCUCUUCUCAUUGGCUGUUCAUGGUGUUGAACUGUUACACACACCUGACACAUGAAAUCACAAUGUACAUGUAUAUACAUACAUACAUACAUACAUAGAGGGAAUGUAGUUUUAGGCUGCAGCUUGUUAUAAUAUUAAAAACCUGCCAUAUCCUUUAAGAAAUCACUCUUAGCAUUAAGUUGAAGCUAUAUGGAGCAGGACUCCAAUUUAUAAACCUGGAUUGCUUUUUCUCCAAUCAUAAACAUCUACAUUAACACAAUUAAUAAAAUCCUAACCACCAA
Messenger RNA from Betta splendens (Siamese fighting fish), 1612 nucleotides. It is a transcript of the gene pdgfrl, whose product is annotated as platelet-derived growth factor receptor-like. Lineage: Eukaryota; Metazoa; Chordata; Actinopteri; Anabantiformes; Osphronemidae. The transcript is spliced from 6 exons. Bases 225 to 1331 code for a protein of 368 amino acids. The record is from RefSeq and is a predicted model, not a curated record.